Molecule: messenger RNA, 984 nt
Organism: Mya arenaria
Lineage: Eukaryota; Metazoa; Mollusca; Bivalvia; Myida; Myidae
Product: cyclic AMP receptor 4-like
Exons: 1
Coding region: 1-984 (327 amino acids)
Biological process (GO): adenylate cyclase-activating G protein-coupled receptor signaling pathway; cell surface receptor signaling pathway
Cellular component (GO): plasma membrane
Molecular function (GO): G protein-coupled receptor activity; cAMP binding
Source: RefSeq, a predicted model, not a curated record
AUGGAGUUUACCAAUGAUAGUAACUAUUUUAAUCAGACAGAAGUGCCAGAAUGCUCUCUGUUUCCAACUGACAGAGUGAAGUGCCGAGCAUUGCUGUAUGUUAAAACAGGAACAGCUUCUUUAUCUAUUUUAGGUUCAGUUCUAACAUUAGGAUUAGUUGUACUGUUCAAAAAAUAUAAUGAACAUUCACAAAGAAUGAUUAUACAUCUAUCACUGGCAACACUUGUUUUUGGAGUUACAUAUGUGAUACAAGGAAUUCCGUCUGAAAAUAAUGCAAUUUGCAAGGUCCAAGCAUCGAUAUUGCAAUUCUCCGUUUGGGCAUGUUUACUCUGGAUUAUGAACAUUGCCUUUGGAAUCUACUUUCGUGUUGUUUACGAUAUCAACAUACAACAAUAUGAAAAGAUAUUGACAUUCCUAUUAUGGGCGUUGCCUUUGAUCACAAUGGCGCUACCCUUUUCGGAAAAUGCGUAUCAACCCGCUGGAGUUUGGUGUUGGCUGCGGAAUGACAAUGGAUGGCGGUUUGGAUUGUGGUACUGUUGGAGAAUUUUAUCCAUUGUGUUAUUUGGCUAUACAAUGAUUCAUACAGAAAUUACAAUUCGUAGACGUCGGAGGGGAACUUAUUCAACUUCUAUCACAAGUUUGACAGCGAUGGAGUCAGAAAUAAAAACACUUCGAAUAUAUCCAAUCCUGUAUUUCAUUGUGAACAUUUUCCCUAUCAUAAAUCGCAUCCAAAACGCAGCAGUUCAAGUGCACGAUCAAAGAGGUUACACUUUUACACUGUUGCUUCUUCAAACACUCUUUGACCCAUUGUUUGGUGUGACACUGUCUCUUGCGUAUGUUCUUGAUGGAACGACAAGGAGCAGGCUCAACAAAGCUGGUAUUACUGAUGCUUUAAGACGAUGGCGAUCAAAACCAACGGAUGUAAGUGUGUACCGCGUUCCUGAACAGGCCCCGCACAUGAAAAUAUCUGUAAUAAAGACAUAA